AUGACUAGAAAAGUUUCUGAUAUCUUUUUAUACUCCCUGUGAUUUAAAAUAAAUAAACGAUCAUCUGCAAGUUAUGUGACAUUAACACGUACUGUAGUGUUUCCACCAGUGUUUAGGAUGAUGCAAAUCAUUUGGUCAAGAAGGAUAACCAAAAGUGCUUUUAGACGGAGUAUGUGACCUAUACAUUGAGUGCAUGUGCAUGUAUGAUAUUAUUUUGCACAGUGAGCUCCCUUUAAGCUCUCAUUUGUUCAUGUUCGUGUCUUGCAGCUAUUCUUCUACAGUAUAUGUAUCCCAUGUGAUAUACCGUUAGCAGCUCUAAUAGCCUUGAACCUCUCAGCAACCAGCAGGUUGCGCGCUACUCAACCAACCAGUUACUAUGUCUUUGCAAUAUGCCUCUACCAAUGCUGGUUUAUGACUCGUCGCUUUGUGUAUUUAAGCCUUAUCGUCAGGCCAGGUGUGGCAGUUGUACCUGUCACACACAUGUUGUACUUGUCACACACAUGGUCUCUCAACAAGAACUGAGGAUCAGAGUGCAAACGCUGGAGUUUUUUAAAGAAAGGAUAAGAAGCUGGGAGCUAAAUGUCCAUCCUUAUAUGUCUGAAAUUUAAGUUCUAGAAUACAACAUGUCAAGAUACAUAAAGGCAAAGAAGAGGAGGUUGGUGGUUCCAAGCUGGAUUUAUACUGAAGAAGUUGACAGUGGGCAGAGGAUGUACUGCGGGAAUAAGAUCAAGACCACUAAGUACACUUUCCUCUCCUUUAUCCCCAAGAACUUGUUUGAACAACUUCACCGCUUUGGCAACAUUUAUUUUAUUUUUCUGGCUGCUCUCAAUUUUGUUCCUAUCGUAAACGCAUUUCAGCCCGAAAUUGGAGUCAUACCUAUUUUACUGGUUAUGUCCAUCACAGCACUAAAGGACCUAUGGGAAGAUCAGCGAAGAAGAAAAUCUGACAGACAGGCCAACAACCUGCCAUGUAAAUUAUAUACCAGUAAACAACAGUGUUAUGUUGAGAGGCGCUGGGCUGAUGUGUGUGUGGGGGAUCUGGUAAAGUUGUGUUGUAAUGAGAUCAUUCCUGCUGACAUGGUACUGCUCCAUUCGUCUGACCCAAAUGGAGUGUGUCACAUUGAGACUGCCAACUUGGAUGGAGAAACUAACUUGAAGCAGAGACAGGUGGUCAAAGACCUGCUACAACAAGGAUCAGAAUUUACACCAGAGAACUUCAGCAGCCGCAUUGAAUGCGAAAACCCCAAUGAUGAUCUAAGACGUUUUAGAGGCUACAUGGAGCACCCUGAUAAAGUUCGGGUUGGAUUGCAUAAUGAAAAUCUUCUACUGAGGAGUUGUACAGUGAGAAACACAGAGACUGUGAUUGGCAUAGUGGUCUACGCAGGCCAUGAGACAAAAGCAAUGCAGAAUAACAGUGGUCCACGAUAUAAGCGAAGCAAGCUGGAGCGCAGACUCAACAUAGACAUUAUUUGGAGUGUUGUCUUACUACUUGUCAUGUGCCUUACUGCUGCUGUGGGCCAUGGUGUGUGGCUGAGUGGCCUAAAGGACUCUGUCUUCUUGAUCUCCGAUGACACACACCCAGCUUUGGCUGGCUUCUACAUGUUCUGGACUAUGAUAAUUGUUUUGCAGGUUCUUAUUCCCAUUUCUCUGUAUGUGUCUAUAGAAAUAGUAAAAUUAGGACAGAUCUAUUUUAUCCAAAAUGAUCUAGAUCUGUAUGAUGCCAGGCUGGAUACUGGUAUACAGUGCAGGGCACUAAAUAUCACAGAGGACCUGGGACAGAUCCAGUACUUGUUCUCGGAUAAGACAGGGACCCUGACAGAAAAUCGCAUGCUGUUUCGUCGGUGUACUGUCGCUGGCAAGGAGUACCCUCAUAAUGAGCAUGCGCAAUCAAUGGAACAGUAUGUAGAGCAGGUUGCUGGCAAACUCUCACUGCGUUCUAGCUCCAGGAAAUCUCUCAGCUGCAAUCGGAGCUCCUUAUCCAUUAACACCCUCACUGCUGCUUGUGACACACACUCGCCACAUAACACACUCCACCAUCACGUGCCUGGGGCUUUUAGCAGCGCCAUGGAGUGUGCAGUGAUUCCAGAUGUUCAGCUGCAUAAAAAGCUGCGGGCCCUUUCAAGCUCUGCUGUUAAAUACGAUGCUGCAGAACUCUCACAUAUCCUAGAUUUCUUUCUCGCCUUGGUUGUCUGCAACACUGUGGUGGUGUCCUCCCCCAGUCAACCCCGUCACGUGGUGAAGACACCAGUGGCUCGCACUCCUUUACGCUCUCUGGAGGAGAUGAAAACUCUUCUGCAGAAAAUGAGUCGCCCUCUCUUUUCACUGUCCCCUGUUGAGAGUGCUGACAGCCCACCUGGCUACACCAGGAGGUUAUUUUCUCUCGGACGUCACAAUCACAAUACACCUCCACACACACCUACACCUUCUCCAUCACCCAGCCCUGCUAUCACACCUCAACAGCCACACCACAUCGAGGAUCUCGAUCAGGACUUCAGUGGAGAUGAUAAAGAAGAAGUUAAAGAUGAUAAAGAAGAAGAAGAAGAGUUGCUGUAUGAGGCAGAAAGCCCAGAUGAGGCUGCACUGGUGCAGGCUGCAAGGGCGUACGGCUGCACUCUGCUGGGCAGGUCCCCGGAACAGCUGCUGGUUGCCCUGCCAGGCACCGGGCCCCUUAAUGUGCCACUGCUUCACCUACUGCCCUUUCACUCUGUCCGCAAGAGAAUGUCAGUAGUGGUGCGUCAUCCACUCACCAGCCAGGUGGUGGUCUACACCAAAGGAGCUGACAAUGUGAUUAUGGACCUGGCUGGGACAUCAGAUCAAAGUGAUAGUUCUAGAGAGAUGAUGAAGCGAACACAGCGUCAUCUAGAUGAAUAUGCUAAGGAAGGCCUGCGAACACUCUGUGUUGCAAAAAGAGUCCUACAGGAGGCAGAGUACAAGGCCUGGCUAACCGAACAUGCUUUUGCUGAAACCAGUAUUGAAAACAGAGAAGAACUACUUAUAGAAUCUGCUCAGAGAUUGGAAACCAACCUUACGUUAUUAGGAGCGACAGGUAUAGUGGACCAAUUACAGGAAGAUGUUCCAGAAACUAUUGAAGCUUUACAGAUGGCAGGGAUUAAGAUAUGGGUGCUCACAGGGGACAAACAGGAGACAGCCAUUAACAUUGCAUGUGCCUGCAAACUCUUACGAGUGACCGACCAGUUACUUACUGCCAACUGUGACAGUCAGGAAGCAUGUGAAGCUCGGCUUUUAGAGCUCCAUCAGGAGAUCAGAGACAUCCAAGACGGGGGUUUGUCUACCUUUGAUUUGGCCACGCCUCAGGAUGAUGCCAUCUCCGGCUUUACAUUAGUGAUUGAUGGCAGGACAUUAGACUUUGCCCUGAAGAAGGAGUUACAGAAAGCAUUUCUGGAUGUCGCAGUUAGCUGCCGAUCUGUCAUAUGCUGCAGGUCUACCCCCCUGCAAAAGAGCCAAGUUGUUCGGCUUGUUGGUGGUACACUGGGGGUCAUGAGCCUUGCUAUAGGUGAUGGAGCAAACGAUGUCAGUAUGAUUCAGGUGGCAGAUGUGGGUGUUGGCAUCUCAGGCCAGGAAGGCAUGCAGGCUGUGAUGUCCAGUGAUUUUGCCAUCUCCAGAUUUAAAUACCUGAGAAAACUCCUGCUGGUUCAUGGGCACUGGUGCUACACCCGACUAGCUAACAUGAUCCUGUACUUCUUUUAUAAGAAUGUUAUGUACGUGAAUCUGCUGUUCUGGUUCCAGAUCUUCUGUGGUUUCUCAGGAAGCACCAUGAGUAACUCCUGGGUACUUAUCUUUUUUAACCUGCUGUUUACAUCAGCCCCACCUCUGUUGUAUGGUGUGCUGGAUAAAGAUGUGUCUGCUGAGACACUCCUGUAUAAGCCACAGCUUUACAAAGCUGGACAGAAUUCUCAGGCCUACCUUCCCUCCACCUUCUGGCUGAACAUGCUGGAUGGUUUUUACCAGAGCCUGGUCUGCUUCUUUAUUCCAUACUUUACAUAUGCAGGUUCAGACAUUGAUCUGUUCUCUUUUGGUUCUCCCAUCAAUGGUUCAGCUCUUUUCAUCAUCCUUCUGCACCAGGUCAUAGAGAGCCACACACUGACAUGGCUCCAUGCAGCAGUGUUACUAGGCAGUGGCAUCUUAUACUAUUCGUUUGUCCUGGUGUUCAGUGUCACAUGUGUGAAGUGUAACCAUCCCACUAACCCAUUUGGCAUUGAGACUAGACUGAUGUCUGAGGCUUUGUAUUACUGUGUGUGUGGACUCACUACUGUCUUAGCACUUCUGCCCAGGAUGUUGUGUCGUGUGUUUGCUAACUCCCUCUGUCCGUCUGACCUGGUGAAAGCACAGAAACUGGACAAAUCCUCCACAGGAUGGGUUAGAAGCCGUAUCCAUCACUGGAAAGAAGACAGGUUUGCCAAAGCAAAAUUGAACUCUAGGCCCAUCCCCCAGACUCUUAGUGUAAACGCAGACAUGCUCGACUUUGCAAACUGCAAUUCAGAGACUGGCCCUGUACUUUCCUGAUUAAUGAGCAAAAGCUUCCUCACAACUGAUAAACUCAUUGAACUUUUGAGAAAAACAAAACCAGUCAAAUCUUCACACUGGGUUUACUCUAAUUCAAGUGUUUACUGUCACUGACAUCAGUCCACAUUCCCAUCUUCUCUUAUCAAAACUACAUACAUUAGCUGUACCUAUUUUACAUAUCCAUGUGCACAAUCUUGAUUGUAGAGUGUCUUAAGAAAACACUUAGACCCCACAUACUUUUUUUUUUUUUUUUUUUUUUUGUGAAGCAUAGAUGACACAUUGGAACACUAUUCAUCAUCUUGCAUCAUCAUCCGCCUCUGUCACACUAUUUGAUUUUUCAAGAAAUACUUUUUUUAUUAUUAUUUUCAUAAAAAAAUUAUUUAAAAAUGGGAGGAGAGUCAAAUCUGCUAUUCACAAGUCUGCCUAAACCAUUUAUCAAAAUUUGACCAAACUUUCACAAACCCUUUUUCAGAAAUCAUAGAUGUGGAGAAGUCUAUAUGAUAGGUCACAAUGCACCCCUUGUUUAAAUAUUAAAAUUUUUGCAUCAGAGAAAAUGGUGACUAAAUAAUCGUCUCAGGAUUUGGAUCCAUGUUCAAUAUAACAGGAACAUUGAGAUAGUCAUGAAUACCAUCAUCAAAGAAAAUAACUGUUGUGACUCUGCCCUAGCUGUGAUUUUGGUAAGUAAUACUUAUUUCUUUGAGAAAUCUUUUGUGACAUAAGUUUUUCGUUUAUAGUAUUAAAGAAAUGUUGCACAAUCAGUUGUUAGGCGACACAUGCCUUCCUUGGAAGAUCUAUUAUUCCCACAGGAUAAAAGAAAGCAAGAAUAAUUGAAAUAGACAUGUGCCUUCAAGGUUGGACUUUGUUUUGUUGAAAGAUAUUGAAGAAAAUUUGGUUUUUAAUCAUUGUGCUAUUUAUAAUUGCCACUAAGUACUAAAAUGCUAACAAAACACUUUUUAGGCACUUUACUACUAUAAGUUACUGGAAUAACUGUGACAUUGAGUGGGUUUUAGAAGGUAAUUCUUGCAAGAGGAGAAAAGUAGUUGCAGCGGGUUUGCUUCUGCUUAGCUGUAGAGAAGUGUUACCAUACCAGCCCUUGAUACAGUACAUUUUAAUGUCUAGCCCUAAUCUAGACUUAAUUACACAGAAACUAAGGUUAAAAGUCUGCAAAAUGAUGUGAAGUAAGCAAUUCCAACCUAAUAUCAAGAAAAAAAAAAAAUCAGGAUAAAAUAUGCCAAAGUAACGGCCUGUUCUGCAUUUUGUCUGGAUUGUGCAGCAUUUGGUAAAAGCCCUGAAAGGUUACAGUCUCAUAAUAGUAAUAGUAAAACAGUACAAGCCAAAGUUUUAAGUACUCACUGCUGGGGAAAAAAUGCUGCACAUUAUAAAGAAAUUGUUACAAAAGAGGGGAAAAAACUGUUAAAUAAAAAAAAAAAACAGAAGAGAUAUAUUAUUUAAAAUUUGUAACUUUAAAAUAAAAAGUAAUGAAAAUCUAAUUAGUGUGCUUAUAGUAUAAUCAGACAUUGCUAAAUUGCAAAUUUGCACAUGUGAGUAACUGCAGUCGCAAUAUGUAUUGCAUUUUAGAAAAAAUACAUAAUGUGCUUAGGUGCAGCUUAUCUGUAAAAAUAACUGUAAGUGUAUAGUGUAGUCAGUGUCAGUGUUUGGUAGCGUUCAUUUUUCAUAUGGCUCUGGGGUAAAAGUUGUACUUCAAAUAGUUGGUUUCAAGUGUGGGAUGGGUCUUUUCACAUUAUUGUUUACCCUGCUGUCCCAUAAGACCUGAAUGAGUCUCUGAGGAGUGUGGUGAUCAGCCGAUAAGUUUGUAGGAGGUGUUGUGUUGAUGUUUA
Molecule: messenger RNA, 6361 nt
Organism: Clarias gariepinus (North African catfish)
Lineage: Eukaryota; Metazoa; Chordata; Actinopteri; Siluriformes; Clariidae
Gene: atp10d
Product: ATPase phospholipid transporting 10D
Exons: 21
Coding region: 624-4523 (1299 amino acids)
Biological process (GO): phospholipid translocation
Cellular component (GO): plasma membrane
Molecular function (GO): ATP hydrolysis activity; magnesium ion binding; ATPase-coupled intramembrane lipid carrier activity
Source: RefSeq, a predicted model, not a curated record